UGAAAUUAAAACCCAGUGCUGUUAGCAGUCUGGGGCAGGAGCUGAUUCUCCUAAAUUUUUCUGUGUUUCAGCCGGCUGGAAGCCCUUCCCUGGGUGCAACAUGAUCAGAGAGCUCAUCCUGUGCUGCUGCGUGCUGGCUCUGCAUGCGGGACCAACGGAAGAUCCCACAGCAGCGCCUCAGUUUCGCAGGGUGGAUAUCGUCCUGGGCUGCUCCUACGUGUGGGAUGGAGGAUCGCUGCAUGGCUUCGGUGGCUCGCUCUCCGAGCACCCUGCUACCCUAGUGCUUAGGGGUAUCAGUGUCAGAGAUGACGGGAGCUUGGGAGAUGUAACUGACUACGAAGUCCCACGGGGAAAUCCUGACUCCUCUCCUCCUGUCGUCUUUGAAGCCUCAGCCCAGUCAGUGUCUGUCCCACACGCAGAGGCCCUGCUGCAUAUGGACUGCAAUGGGGAGGAGGUGAGCUGCGAGCUCUCCCUGUACAGCUCCCGGCGGGAUGGCGAGGGGCCCUGCCGUGCCUCCUGGUUCAUGGCCACUCUGCGGCUCUCCAGUGGUAUCAGCAUCGCCCUGGUGCUCAGAGGACCCUGCCCCGGUGGCCAGGAGGAAGAGGGACAUGAUGCAGUGCUGCACCCAAAGCUGAGGAUUCCUAUGAGCAAGGAGGGGAUGUUGCUGACCACAGUUGAAUUUCAGUCAUCAUCAAGCAACACUUCCCUGCGCACACGUCUCGGUGGCUCUGUUACCCUCGACUGCCGCUUUGCCUUGGCCCCCAGCUCCACGCUGUCCUCCCUGGAGUGGAGGAGGCAGCACCGAGGCAGAGGCCGGAGCGUUUACCAGUACCAGGUGGGGAGCACAGGCCCUGCAAUGCAGCCAAAAGUCCACGUGGACAUGGCACAACUGGGGAGUGGAGACGCAUCACUGAGCCUGCAUGGAGUAACUGUGGAUGACGAAGGGAUGUACAUCUGUCUGGUGUCCACUGCACAGCACCAGGCCCAGCAUAACAUCCAGCUGCUUGUGGCUGAGCCCCCAAGGGUCCGUGUGCUUCCAUCAGUGGUGUCAUUCGAGAGCGAUGAGACAAUUACACUGUCCUGCAUCAUUUCUGGCUACUAUCCCCUGGAUGUCUCGGUGAGCUGGACACAGAGGUCUCCUGAGCAUGAAGCGGAAAUCCGUCUCUCAGACACACGUUUCUCCAGUCACCGACAAAACCAGGAUGGCACCUACAGCAUCACCUCCUACCUCAGCCUCAGCUCUGCCACAGCGCAAGCACCGGUCACCUACACCUGCCAUGUUUCACACGUGGCUCUGGAGGAGCCCAUCUCUGUUAGUGCCCUUCUGAAGGAGCCAGAGCACAAAGGAUGGGAAGGACUGAUGGGGGUGCUCAUUGCCACUGCCAUUUUCAUCGCUGUCCUCUUCGCUGUGCUCAGACGGAAAAGAGCAGCUAAGCCAAAGUCUGAGCAACUUCUAACGGUUUCGGAGUAAAAGAAGCUCUUGUGUCACCCACCUCCCCUCCUUUGUCUCCCUUCUCUUGACACAUCCUGCUCAGGAGAGUCAGCCUUGCCCAGAUAUUGGCCAAAAGCUAUCGGUCAGUAUGGGAAUGGUAGGACUGCCCUUGCUGGAGGAGCUGAGUGGCCAUUCAGAGACGGAGUCUGAAAAGAAACACUGGAAAAUGUGCCUUCAUCUCGGGAGGGCAACACUGACAGCCUCAGCUCUUUGCUGGGAUGCUGUGUUAGAUGGAACACGCACACAUUUUUAGAAAUUACCCUUCUUCAAUUUCAGGGAAAAAUAGUUUGUAUAUAGAUGAGUGCUUGUAUUACUGUAUGUGUGUGUGUGCCCAUAAAGAUAUGUGUAUGUACAUGCAGAUGUUUUAAAAAGGUAUACAACGUAUUUGCACAAGUUGUAUGUAGGUAUGUGUUGCAAAUAUGCAUAAGUACAUUUGGGUAAUAUUAAGGUUUUUAAGGAAGAUAUUUAUUUUUUAAUGUAUGUAUAUGUUUUCUCUGCAGUGUUGGACAAAUAAGUAGGCAAAAUUGGUACUUCAAAAUGGUUAACCCUCAAACUGGGGUAAGUUAUGGCUUAAACUGAUUGCAUGUCUAGCAGUCAGAAAAAUACAAAGAAAAUUCUCCAUUGAAAAGUUACAAUAUUUUUUUUAAUAGAAAUUUCACUGGUAGAAGUUUAUAGGGUGGAAAAGAUCCGUGGUUCUGUACUUGUGAAAAAGACAGACUCAAUUAAAAGCCUUUUCUGCCUAACAGGGAAUUUGAAGGUAACACUCAGAAAUCUUGUGUAUAACCAAUGGGAAUAAAUAAAUAAAUAGCAGAAGGAAGGUGUUGAUGGAAAGAAGGUUAAUGGUACACAAGUGAGAAGUUAUGAAGCAUACAUGAAGCAUACAAACUGAUAAGGACUGCUCAAAAUAUCUGGGAAAAAUGGAUUGCUGCAACUGCUAAAGGCUUUUGGAAGAAUUUUUACAAAAUAUGUUGGACUCCAAGAAAUCCUAGCAACAGCCUCUUACCAGGGGGAUAUAGGUAAAGCUGUUAACAGAGAAGAUUUCAGAUGGAGACUUUUUGAUACAGAGAAGAUAAAUGUAAAAAAAAGUAGAAUGUAAAAAGAAGUAGAAUUAUGUAUCCAGAUUACAUGAGAAGAGUAACAACUUUCUAAUCUACCUGUGAAGUAAGGAGGGUUUUUAACAGCUUUUAUUAAGCUUAUGUAUUUUCAGAUCAGUAGGCCAAGAUAAUUUGCAUCUCAACAUCAUAAAAGAUUGGGCUGAGAAGGUGUCUGGUCCAAUGGAGUUAGGUAUUUAAACAUUCUGGAAUACUAGAGAAAUUCCAAGGUAUUGAAGAGUAAGUUGUGCCAGUGUUCCUAGACAAAACUACAUGACUGUUAAAUAGCAAUAGUCAUAGUUAAGACAGUGUGAAGCUAAUACAAAUCAGCUAAAAACAGCUUCAAAAAUGAAAAUAAUAUUAAUAAUUUCGUAUGUUGCUGUAUUUUCAAAAAAGUUGUG
This is a messenger RNA of Oxyura jamaicensis (ruddy duck), 2984 nucleotides long. RefSeq names its product TAP binding protein like (gene TAPBPL). Bases 101 to 1471 code for a protein of 456 amino acids. Lineage: Eukaryota; Metazoa; Chordata; Aves; Anseriformes; Anatidae. The record is from RefSeq and is a predicted model, not a curated record. The transcript has 7 exons.